CGGCCGCAAGGCCUUCACAUUUUAGUCCUUGACCUCAUCGAAGUUCUUUUCCAUUGGACAACCACCGCGUCAUUAAUUCUUCGCCGCCCCGGAAGUCAUCACCCCUUCCCCCCGCGCGUGUGCUUUUCGUCUCGUUCUUUUUCCUUUCUCCGUUUCCCCCUUUCUCUUUUCAUUAAGGGCCGCACAUCAUGGCCGACCAAGAGGUUGAUCUGGACUCGAUCAUCGAUCGGCUCCUGGAAGUGAGGGGUAGCCGCCCUGGCAAGCAGGUGCAGCUGCUUGAGUCGGAGAUCCGCUAUCUCUGCACCAAGGCCCGGGAAAUCUUCAUCUCCCAGCCCAUUCUGCUCGAGCUUGAGGCUCCCAUCAAGAUCUGCGGUGAUAUCCACGGUCAAUACUACGAUCUUCUGCGUCUUUUCGAAUACGGUGGAUUUCCCCCGGAGGCCAACUACCUGUUCCUCGGUGACUACGUCGACCGUGGCAAGCAGUCUCUUGAGACCAUCUGCCUGCUUCUCGCCUACAAGAUCAAAUACCCUGAGAACUUCUUCAUCCUCCGUGGCAACCACGAGUGUGCCUCCAUUAACCGUAUCUAUGGAUUCUACGACGAGUGCAAGCGCCGAUACAAUAUCAAGCUGUGGAAGACCUUCACCGACUGCUUCAACUGCCUGCCCAUUGCGGCCAUCAUUGACGAGAAGAUUUUCACCAUGCACGGUGGUCUGAGCCCCGACCUGAACUCGAUGGAGCAGAUCCGCCGAGUUAUGCGUCCCACCGAUAUUCCCGACUGCGGUCUUCUCUGCGAUCUGCUGUGGUCCGAUCCGGACAAGGAUAUCACCGGUUGGAGCGAAAACGACCGCGGUGUCUCCUUCACAUUCGGCCCCGACGUUGUGUCACGCUUCCUCCAGAAACACGAUAUGGACUUGAUAUGCCGUGCUCAUCAAGUUGUGGAGGACGGUUACGAAUUCUUCUCGAAGCGCCAGCUGGUCACGCUAUUCAGCGCACCCAACUACUGCGGUGAAUUCGACAAUGCGGGUGCAAUGAUGAGCGUCGACGAGAGCCUGCUCUGCUCCUUCCAGAUUCUGAAACCAGCGGAAAAGAAACAAAAGUACGUUUACGGGAGCAUGAGCUCCGGCGGGCCCGCCGCCACUCCUCCGCGCAAGCAAAAGAAGAAAUAAAGGAACAAAUACGAGCUUUCCCAUGUGCAGCAGGUUCGGGCGGAGAUAAGCCUUUUUUUUCACAACAAUCCCGAAGUCGUCACGCUAAACAAUCCCCGCCAUGACAUCCAACUCUUUCCUCCAACCUCCAUGAGUUCCACCCCCCAUCAGACCGACGAAGCGAUGAACGACCGAGGAAUCCCUCCAGCCGGGGCAGCCCACCACCACACCCUCCCUUGAAUAUCUCUCACACCCUCCGCUAAUCCCUUCUUCUCUAUCCGGGCUCCCCGUGCGGAAUGCGACCCCCGCCAUCAUUUCCUGGCCGACACGCGACUGCAACCUCUGUUAACAUCCGGAUCGGAAUUUCUCUUUUUUUCCUUCGACU
This is a messenger RNA of Penicillium cinerascens, 1530 nucleotides long. RefSeq names its product type 1 serine/threonine-protein phosphatase catalytic subunit GLC7 (gene glcA). NCBI's taxonomy places the organism in Eukaryota, Fungi, Ascomycota, Eurotiomycetes, Eurotiales, Aspergillaceae. The record is from RefSeq and is a predicted model, not a curated record. Gene Ontology annotation, molecular function: protein serine/threonine phosphatase activity. The transcript has 5 exons. The coding region runs from base 189 to 1166 and encodes 325 amino acids. Gene Ontology annotation, cellular component: cytoplasm; nucleus.